This is a messenger RNA of Pelecanus crispus (Dalmatian pelican), 4773 nucleotides long. RefSeq names its product zinc finger MYM-type containing 4 (gene ZMYM4). NCBI's taxonomy places the organism in Eukaryota, Metazoa, Chordata, Aves, Pelecaniformes, Pelecanidae. Gene Ontology annotation, molecular function: zinc ion binding. The record is from RefSeq and is a predicted model, not a curated record.
AGAUAAAUCUGAUGCGGUAUUUGAUAUUACAGAGAAAUGUGGUGAAAUUCUGGAUGCAGAAAUGUCUGAGGACACUGACCACAACUUAACACCUGCCCUCGACAGCAUAUCUUACGGAAUACAGAAUCGAACAGGAUCUGAAAACUCACUGCUGGAUGAUGAUGAUGAUGAUUAUUUUCUGAACUCUGGGGAUCUUGCAGGCAUACCUGUUGUUGGGAGUGACAACGAAGAUGAUCAAACUUUCACCACUCUUUCUUCAGCGAUUCAUGAUGAAGACCAUCUGGAAGAGGGCAAGAGAGUUACAGAACAUGAAUUGGACAGUGAAAAAGAAAUUCAGAUUCAGAAUGCAAUCCAAAAGGAUCUCACUUCACCGUUUGAGCAGGGCCCUGUAUUUAAAUCAAUUCGAAAAGAUUUUAGCAUAACAAGAGAUAAUGGCAAAGAGACUUUUUCAGCAAAGGACAAGAAUAGAGAAGGACAUUUUCAAGAACGUGAAAAACGGUUGGAAAAAAUCCCUAAAGAUAUGGAUUCUAGAUUGAAAAGCAGUUUUCUUGACAAAGCAGUUCAUAAUCAAGUAGAAGAAACAUUACGGACGCAGUUAGCGCCACAAACUCCAGAAACUAACUUCAGGGAGUCUAGCUACCUAUUUUCUAGUAAGGAAUCUAUUGGACAAGAGCUGGGGAAUUCCUUUGCACCAAAUAUUAGAAUUAAGGAGGAGCCUUUGGAUGACGAAUAUGAUAAAGCUAUGGCCCCACAGCAGGGACUAUUAGACAAAAUUAAAGAUGAACCUGAUAAUUCCGAGGAGUACGGCCAACAGCCAAAAACUCAGGAAGGGGAGCUGAAAAUCAGUGCUGUAUUUUCAGUCAGUGGCAGUCCUCUUGCUCCACAGCUGUCAUCAGGUUUCCAGCCUGCUGUGGCAUCCUCUGGCAUGAAUAAAAUGCUUCCUUCAGUUCCAACCACAGCUGUUCGGGUUUCCUGUUCUGGCUGUAAAAAAACCCUGCAGAAGGGGCAAACCGCAUACCAGAGGAAAGGCUCUACCCAGCUCUUCUGCUCCACACUGUGCCUCACUGGAUACACUGUUCCAGCUUCUCGCCCACCAGCUUCUACCAAGAAAACCUGCUCAAGCUGCUCAAAAGACAUUCUAAAUCCAAAGGAUGUAAUCACUGCCCAGUUUGACAAUACAAACUCCAGUAAGGAUUUCUGCAGCCAGUCAUGUCUUUCUACAUAUGAACUGAAAAGGAAACCUGUUGUUACUAUUCAUACUAACAGCAUUUCAACCAAGUGCAGCAUGUGCCAGAAGAAUGCAGUGAUUAGACACGAAGUGAAUUACCAGAACGUUGUACACAAGCUCUGCAGCGAUGCCUGCUUCUCCAAGUUCCGCUCAGCUAACAACUUGACCAUGAACUGCUGUGAGAAUUGCGGAGGAUACUGCUACAGUGGCUCUGGCCAAUGUCACGUGCUUCAAAUAGAGGGACAGUCAAAAAAGUUCUGCAGUUCAACAUGUGUGACAGCAUACAAGCAGAAGUCAGCUAAAAUUACACCUUGUACACUGUGUAAAUCUUUGAGAUCUUCAGCCGAGAUGAUAGAGAGCACAAAUAACUUGGGAAAAACUGAACUGUUUUGCUCUGUUAACUGCUUGUCAGCGUAUAGAGUGAAAAUGGUUACUUCUGCAGGUGUUCAAGUUCAGUGCAACAGCUGCAAAACUUCAGCAAACCCUCAGUAUCACUUGGCUAUGUCAGAUGGGAGCAUACGCAAUUUUUGCAGCUACAGUUGUGUGGUAGCUUUUCAGAAUUUGUUCAACAAGCCUGCAGGAAUGAACUCCUCAGUGGUACCUCUGUCGCAAGGUCAAGUCAUUGUAAGCAUUCCCUCGGGGGCAACAGUAUCGGCAGGUGGCACCACCUCGACCGUGUCCCCCAGCUCCAUGAGCAGUUCAGCUGCAGCUGGUCUACAGAGGCUGGCUGCCCAGUCCCAGCAAGUCACUUUUGCCCGCCCUGUUGUAAAACUCAGGUGUCAGCACUGUAACAGAUUGUUUGCAACCAAACCAGAACUGCUUGACUACAAGGGUAAAAUGUUCCAGUUUUGUGGGAAGACCUGCUGUGAUGAAUAUAAGAAGAGGAGUAGUGUAAUGGCAAUGUGUGAAUACUGCAAAAUUGAGAAAAUUAUCAAGGAGACAGUGCGAUUCUCAGGCAUAGAUAAGCCAUUCUGUAGUGAAGGUUGUAAACUGCUCUAUAAACAUGACUUGGCUAAGCGCUGGGGAAACCACUGUAAAAUGUGCAGUUACUGUUUACAGGCUUCCCCCAAACUGGUCCAGAAUCACUUUGGGGGGAAAAUGGAGGAGUUUUGCUCAGAGGAGUGCAUGUCUAAAUUCACAGUUUUGUUUUACCAGAUGGCAAAGUGUGAUGGUUGUAAGAGACAAGGUAAACUCAGUGAGUCCAUGAAAUGGCACGGGGAGAUCAAGCAUUUUUGCAAUCUGCUUUGUAUUCUGUUGUUCUGUAAUCAGCAAAGUGUUUCUGACCCUCCACCCCCAAACAACACAGCAAACCUUUCUAUGGCACCAGCUUCCUCAUCAGGCCCUCCUUCUUUGAGAAAGGACUCAACCCCUGUUAUAGCAAAUGUGGUGUCCCUUGCAAGCACCCCUGCUGCCCAGCCUACGGUUAACUCCAACAAUGUUUUACAGGGUGCAGUCCCUACUGUGACAGCAAAAAUAAUAGGAGAUGCUAGUACUCAGACAGAUGCCCUAAAGCUGCCACCAUCACAACCACCCAGGCUUCUGAAAAACAAAGCGUUAUUGUGCAAGCCAAUCACACAGACGAAGGCCACCUCAUGCAAACCUCACACACAAAACAAAGAAUGCCAGACAGAAGAAGAAGAAGUUGUUCAACCCCAAAUCAUUGUGGUACCUGUUCCUGUACCAGUGUUUGUGCCAGUACCCCUUCACCUGUACACUCAGUACACGCCAGUUCCGCUUGGGAUGCCAGUACCUGUACCAGUUCCCAUGCUCUUCCCAACUACCCUGGAUAAUGCUGAUAAAAUCAUUGAAACUAUUCAGGAUAUCAAGGAAAAGAUUCCCACAAAUCCAUUUGAAGCUGAUCUCCUUCAGAUGGCAGAAAUGAUUGCAGAAGAUGAGGAGAAAGAAAAAACACACUCUCAUGGUGGAUCUCAAACAUCUGAGCAUGAGCUCUUCCUGGACCCUAAGAUAUUUGAGAAAGACCAAGGUAGCACUUAUAGUGGAGAUCUAGAAUCCGAAGCAGUGUCCACUCCACACAGCUGGGAGGAUGAGUUAAAUCACUACGCCUUACGAUCAAAUGCCCUGCCAGAACCAGAUCCAGAACUGAAGCAGUUCUCCAAAGGUGAUGUGGAACAGGACCUGGAGGCAGAUUUUCCAUCAGACUCAUUUGACCCUCUCAGUAAAGGACUGGGUUUGCAUUCACGUUCACGAGCAAGACGGAGACAUAGAGAUGGCUUCCCACAGCCAAAAAGACGGGGACGGAAGAAGUCUGUAGUUUCUGUAGAGCCCCGGAAUCUGGUGCAGGGCUCCUACCCAGGAUGCUCUGUUUCUGGGAUGACCCUAAAGUAUAUGUACGGGGUAAACGCCUGGAAAAACUGGGUCCAAUGGAAAAACGCACAGGAGGAACAAGGGGACCUGAAGUUUUCAGUUCGUCCUGUGAAACUCAAGGAGGACAUUCUCUCAUGCACUUUUGCUGAGCUGAGUUUUGGCUUGUGCCAGUUUAUUCAAGAGGUGCGGAGACCAAAUGGAGAAAAAUAUGAUCCUGACAGCAUCUUAUACUUGUGCCUUGGAAUUCAGCAGUACCUGUUUGAGAAUGGUAGAAUAGAUAACAUUUUUACCGAGCCCUAUUCCAGGUUUAUGAUUGAACUUACAAAACUUUUGAAAAUCUGGGAACCUACAAUUCUUCCAAAUGGUUAUAUGUUCUCAAGAAUUGAAGAGGAACACUUGUGGGAAUGUAAACAGCUGGGUGCAUAUUCCCCUAUUGUUUUACUGAACACACUUCUGUUCUUCAAUACCAAAUACUUCCAACUAAAGAAUGUCAGUGAGCACCUGAAACUAUCCUUUGCCCAUGUUAUGAGACGCACCCGAACUCUGAAGUAUAAUACUAAGAUGACAUAUUUACGUUUUUUCCCACCCUUUCAAAAACAAGAGGUAGAAUCAGAUAAAUUAUCUGUAGGCAAAAGGAAACGCAGUGAAGAUGAGGAGAUUCCAACAGCAGUGGAAAUGGCUGAAAAUACGGAUAAUCCCCUGCGAUGUCCAGUCCGUCUUUAUGAAUUUUACUUAUCAAAAUGUUCUGAAAGCGUGAAGCAGAGAAGUGAUGUAUUUUACCUUCAACCUGAGCGCUCCUGUGUACCCAAUAGCCCCAUGUGGUAUUCCACAUUGCCAAUAGACCCAGGAACCUUGGACAUCAUGUUAACACGUAUUCUUAUGGUGAGGGAGGUACACGAAGAACUUGCCAAAGUCAAAUCAGAGGACUCUGAUAUUGAGUUAUCAGACUAACUGAAGUGGGGUAUUUUCCUUUGAAUACACAUCGAAGCACCAAACUGUGAAUACGUCCAGCCUUUGGAAAAUGUGUAUCAAAUAAGCCAAGAUAAUGUCACCUACAGGCGUAUUUUGAACCACAGUGGAUGUACAAACUGGAACUGGAAGGAAGCAAGCUGUGUAAGCUGCAAGAAACAACGUCCUUGGCACAGAUAAAUCCUCUGAACAAAUUCAAGAUGAACUAACCUGUUUGAGCGGUGCAUAAAUCCUUUAUCUGUUUAGGAUUU